AGGUGCCAACAAAGAAGAAAAAUGAAUUACUUGCUGCCAGUGGUGAUUUUCUUUUUUGUACUGCAGGCAUCCAAUGAGCAGAGAAUCACACGUCUCACAGCGUGUUUAACUGGACGUGGUCCGACACUAAGGAUUGACUGCCGAUAUCAGAACGUUACAGACAACCCUUUGCGAUAUGAAUUCAAACUGAAACGUAAUAAAGAGCCUGAGAUCAUUCUUUCUACUAUAAACCUUAACUUCUUCACUGACAAGUAUCACAACCGAGCCACUAUUUAUACAACACGUGGCCUUGUACAGCUGCACAUUGAGCGAUUCAAUGCCUCUGAUGUUGGUCUAUAUUACUGUACUCUAAACAUUCCUAAAGACCUCACUGUCAACCAAACAGCCAAUAUCGGUGUCCAAAAAGACAAACUCGAGACAUGUGGUGGAAUGAGCAUUUUUUCCCUUUGUACGCCGUGGCCUCUUCUUCUGCCCCUCUUUCUGCCUAUUUUCCAAGCUGGAGUCUUCUUAUGCUAG
Molecule: messenger RNA, 516 nt
Organism: Staurois parvus
Lineage: Eukaryota; Metazoa; Chordata; Amphibia; Anura; Ranidae
Source: the annotation of a GenBank genome assembly